AAUCUACCCAACUGGCAUACGCCUCCUUCCCCCCGACGCACGGCGGCGAUUGGCUGCCGCUACGCGUUCCUUCUUUCCUCGGACGAAAGUCCGCGAUUGGCUGCCGGCACGCGUUGAUCUGUCGACCCGUUGUUGUUUCUAGAGACAGAAGGUUUGAAUAAUGGAGAAGGAUUCAAGCUUUCCAGGAGGAUACGAGACGAAUCUACUAGAGCAAUUCGAAGUUAUUUUGGAAGAAGAUAAGCUUAUUGACGAAAUAGGCUUUUUGCACCCAUCCCAGUUUGCAUCUCUUGAUGAGGAUUCAAGCAGUUCCUCUCCCACACUCGCAACUUCAGUUCGGUUAGCUGAUGGUAACAUUGAGACGAGUAUUACAGAGUCAAAUACAGUCCAAUAUGACAAGACAACCUUUUGGAAUAGAGAUCAUAAGUUGGCAAUCUCCACACAUGUGCUCUGUCAUUUAUGUGUUGCUGCUCGGCAUGUGUAUAUGGAUGUAUCCAGAAGAUAUAAAGCCUCUAUCAACUUAUCUCUGAACAGCGGUGCUUUCUGUAGUGUAACUUCUGGAGCAAACUUAGAUCAUCUUCUGGAAAAUGAGAUACUAAAACACACUAAGGCCUUAUUGAUUUUAAGUUUCAACUUUGCCAGUGCUUGGAAUUGCAGGAGAUUAGUGCUUUCUAGGAAACUUGAGAUUUCACUAUUUUUGGAGGAGCUCCGAUUCUCCACACUUAUUCUUGCAUAUGCGCCAAAAUGUGAUUAUGCCUGGAGUCAAAGGAGAUGGGUUAUUAAGAUACUGGGAGAGAAGUGUCAGAACUUACAAGAUAUUAUUAGGGAGGAAUCUGAUCUUGUGGAGAAAAUAGCAGAGAAAUCAAAGAUGAAUUAUCGUGCAUGGACCCACCGUUGUUGGCUUAUAUCUUACAUGAAAAGAGUUCAGGUGCUUGGUGAGUUGGACAAAUCAAAAAAAUGGGCAGAGCUGCAUGUUGCUGAUAAUUGCUGUUUCAACUAUCGUAGACAAUUGAUGCUUAACUUGCUAGAGGGCAAUCAUUUGAAACAUGGUGAAGCUUCCACCGAUUGCAAGUUUGAUGUUUGUUUUAUUUGGAAGGAAGAGCUCCAAUGGAAUGAGUUGCUCUUAACUCGCUAUAUUGGAAGAGAGGCCUUAUGGAUCCAUCGCCGGUUCCUCUCUCAAUGUUGGAUAAAACACUUCACGACCAACGAAGGAGCAGUCAUCCUGGAUCCUGAUGACAAUCUUAUUAGCUCCAAAAUCAAAAAAUUUCUUGCUAAAGAGUUACAGCUUGUAAAGUCCUGCCUGAACAUCUCGCCUGAUGAAUUCGAUGAUACACAAGAUCAAGCACGAUAUAGCGCUGCAUAUUUACUGUGGAUUUUGAAGUUCUUCCUGCCUCAACAAUCCAAGCAUGAAGAGAUCAUCAAGGGAGUCAAAGAUCUGAAACCCAUUCUGCUGAAGACUUGCUCAGGAAAAAAUACAUGUUGGGAAAGUCUACUAAAUUGACUGCCUACCACAGGAAAACUGUUUAAGGUGUUAUCUUCAGCUAUUAAUCUCUAAUUUUAUGAUACUGCUCCCUUUAAAAAAGUCAAUGAUAUCUGCAAACUGAUGUGUCAUUGUUAGUUUGGUUGACUAUUAUCUCUAAGUCAACCCUAAUUGUAUCAUAAAUAUUGUAGUAAGUACAGUAUUACUAUUUUCCCAU
Musa acuminata subsp. malaccensis (wild Malaysian banana) is the source of this 1694-nucleotide messenger RNA. RefSeq lists its product as uncharacterized. The record is from RefSeq and is a predicted model, not a curated record. NCBI's taxonomy places the organism in Eukaryota, Viridiplantae, Streptophyta, Magnoliopsida, Zingiberales, Musaceae. Gene Ontology annotation, molecular function: protein prenyltransferase activity. Gene Ontology annotation, biological process: protein prenylation. Gene Ontology annotation, cellular component: cytoplasm.